Messenger RNA from Drosophila sechellia, 6942 nucleotides. It is a transcript of the gene zld, whose product is annotated as zinc finger protein zelda. The record is from RefSeq and is a predicted model, not a curated record. Bases 204 to 4313 code for a protein of 1369 amino acids. The transcript has 2 exons. NCBI's taxonomy places the organism in Eukaryota, Metazoa, Arthropoda, Insecta, Diptera, Drosophilidae.
CAACAAAAAAUCACAAAAAAAUAAAACGAAACGAGAGCAUAUAACAUAAAAACCCAAAACAAAAACGAUCGGCUCAGCAGAGCCAACGAAAAGCAAACAGCAAUAGCAGCAGGAGCAGAGGAUGCACCACUGAUCCCGGAGAGCUCGAGACAUGAGAAGCGGAACACCGAGCAGCCACCAAGCAUCGACUUAUGUAGCGGUCCAUGACGAGUAUUAAGACCGAGAUGCCGCCCCUGCACGCGGCAGAGGCGCUCGCCUCCAGCAGUGCCACCGACAGUGGUGGGGGAGGAGCAGGAGGAGGAGGAGGAGGAGGAGGAUCGGGCGGCCCAGGAGCGGGAGGAUCGGGCGGCGUUGGCAGUGCGCCCGCUACACCCAAUGCCACCAUUAGCGCCGCCGCCGACUCCAGUGAUAAUCAACCCGGCACGCCGCAGCCCACGCAACAGCAGCAGCAGUCGACGCAGCAACAGUUGCAGCAGCCACAAUCGCAACAGCAGCAGCAGGCCAUGGGUGGAGGAGAUCCCCAGCAGCAGCAACAGCAGCAGCAGGUAACGGGCAUAACCCACCAGCCGUACGCCACCCACCACAUGUACUCCGCAUCUGGCGGACAGCAACAGCAGCAGAUCUACGGCGGACUCUACGGCGGGGACAUGCAGCAGCAGCAGGGCUACGCCAGCAGCUACAUCAACAGCUACGAGCAGUUCUACCAGCAGCAACAGCAGCAGCAGCAGGGCACUGAUUACGCCUUCGGCGCCGUUGGCGUUGACUACGGCAAGAGCGCCGGUGUGCGCUAUCAUCCCUACCUGCAGACGCCAACCUCCGGACUGGGCGGCAUUCCAACGGCCAGCGGGGCACAGGAGGAGCCGGGCAGUGCGCCCAGCGCGGUCAGCACCACCACAGCGGUGGCCAUGAGUCCGCGUGUGGUUAGCAGCAGCAGUCCAACGUCGACCUCAUCACACCUGCAGCUGGGCAGCUCCAGUGGCCAGACACCAGGCUCACCAGGCGGAGCCGCCGGAAGUGCCGGAUGCAAGUUGCAGUGCAAGAAGUGCGGCAUCCUCACUACCAACGAGUCGGAGCUACAGGAGCACAUCGCCAACGUGCACGGGGAGUCGCCGUACGGCAGCAGCGGCUACGCCAGUUCGCCGUACAUCAAGGAGGAGAUGCCCACGCCACAGCCACCCGGCGUUGGAUCCGCAGCGGCCAAUCCCGGCGAGUUACUCGACCUAGAUUCCCAGAAGAUGGUCUAUCACCAGCAGCUGCUCCAGCAGCAGCAGCAGCAACAACAGCAGCACGACGUGGUCGCUGGACUGCCGCUGGGCGCUCUGCCGGAUCCGCUGCACUCGAUGCAGUCCAUGCAGCAGCGCGCACUCCACAGCUGGGAGCAGCAGCCACAGCAGACGGUGGCCUCCGUGGAGGGCCUGCCACCCUACAUGCAGCAGGGAUUGGGCGUGGGGCUGGGAGUAGGCGUGGACAAGUCGCCCUACUACUCCCCAAAGCAGUCACCCUAUCAUCAGUCAACCGGCGUUGGCGGAGCCACGCUGAUCAAGCAGGAGUACGGCGGCCACGGACUGACCAAGUCCGAGUAUCCCGAUUCGCAGCAUUACGUGGACAAGUCCUUCGAUCCCACAGCUGGCGGAGCCGGUGGCGCGGAACUGUGCGCCAGCGUGGCCACCAGUCCGGCGGAGUUCCCCAGCACCACUACGGGCGGACCCGGGCAGGAGGGCGCGGCGGGUGCGGCGCCAGGAGGUGGAUACCGCGGUUUCGAGCCACCCAGCUCGAGCUCCGUGCUGCCGGCCAACAGCCUGACGGCCAAGGCGGCCACCUGGAAGUCGAACGAGGCGCGCCGUCCGAAAACGUACAACUGCACGGCCUGCAACAAGUGGUUCACCAGCUCGGGCCAUCUGAAGCGGCACUACAAUACGACGCUGCACAAGAACGCGGUUAAGUCGAGCGGUCAGCCGGAUCCAGCCACCCUGCCCAUCUCGGCGCACCACCAUCCCGCCCGCGACCCGGUGACGAAGCCCAGUCGCAGGGGCAAUGCCGCAGCCGCUGCGGCCGCCGCUGCAGCUGCCGCCUCGGCCAGCGGUCAGGGUCAGCAGCAACAGCCGCCGAUAGCGCCGCCGCCGGCCAAUGUGCCACCCCCGGAGCCGCCCAGAAGUCCGCCCGAUUAUGGCGGAGGAGGCGGCUUGGGCGUGGGAGCGAUGGGCGGCGCUGCCAUGUCCCAGUACUCGGCCUCACCCUCGCCCACGCAGCAGCAGCAGCACCACCUCAACCACCAUCAGCAGCAGGCCAACGGCUAUGCUAAUGGCACCGCCAACGGCUAUGGCUACAUGCAGCAACAAGUGCAAUCCACGACAAACGCUUCACCACAGCACGCUUCCAACAACAACAGCAACAACCAGCAGCAGCAACAACAGCAGCAGCACCAUCAGCAGCAGAUGCCGCAGCACCACAACUCCGUUUUAAACGGUCACCCAAACGGGCUAGCAGGUCCCUCCGCCCCACACAACAACAACACCACCCAAAUGCCGUCCUCCCAAAUGAGGGGCCUGCUGAACGAAACAACAACCACGCCGCCACCAACAACAACAACCCGAGCACCACAAAUCACAACAACAGCAAUAACAACAACAACGGCGGCCACCACGGUAGCUAUAAAGAGCGAGCAAAUGGAGGACAGCAACCACACUCACACCCACACACACACGCAUCCCAAUCACAGUCACAGCCAGGACAGGAGCCACAGCAGCAGCAGCAGCAGCUCAAUGGCCACGGAGGAGGCGGAGGAGCAGGAGCUGCGGGAUCAGGAGCAGGCGGACGAUCACCUGCAUCAGCAUCAACAGGCGUCGCAGCAGUAUCUGCUGGCGGCGCGCCACUACCACAGCAGCACGCCCAACACGCUCAGCAGCAGCAACACCAAUCCCAGCACGCCCAGCAGCAACUCGCCCCAUACUAUCUACCGGCAGGAGCAGCAGGGAACGGAUUUCUCGCGCACCACCCCGCCGCCGCAGCCGCUGCCGCCUAUGGGAAUGCUGCCGCCUAUGGCAAUGGACUACAACAUGCUGGCUUUGGAUAUGCCCAUGCCCAUGCCCACGCUCAUGCACAGCAAUAUGCUGCAGUGCAGCAGCACCAGCACCACGCCGCUAGCUACUACCAUCACCACCAGUAUGCCGGACACUAUGCAGCCGCCGCAGCAGCAGCUGGUGCACCACUACCAGGCGGUGCUCCACCCGCUCCAUCAGCAGCUGGGGGAGCAGGACCAGCGCCAGGAGGCGGAUCAUCAUCAGCAGCAGCGGGAGCUUCACCAACUGGAUCAGCAGCAGCAGCAGGCGUUAAUCCUGGCGGACAGUUUGCCGCACAGCAGCAGUUCGCCCACCAGCAGCUCCCCACCGCCCACCAUGCCCAUGCCGCUCACCACCAUCACAGCGCCGCAGCUGCUGCCGCUGCAGCCGCCGCCGCCGCACAUCACCAGCACCAUGCCCAUGCCGCCCACCAUGCACAUGCCCAUCAUGCCGCCGCCGCCGCAAUGCUACCAGCAGCUGCAGCCGCUGGACCCCACAAUGAGCUAUCACACUAUUAUUGGUAGUGGCCCGGAGGCGCAUGCCGGAGCGGCCGGCGGGGGCUACAGCAACCAGAUCACCACCAGCGAUGGCCAGAUCCUGCAGCUGAUGCCAACAUCCCUGUUCGCGCCCUAUGCCCCGCUCUCGCCGUACUCGGUGGCCGCCCAGCGGUCGCCGCAGGAGGGCGACCUGCCGCCGGUCCACACGCUGACCACGGCCCUGCAUGCCCAUCAGCAGGGCGGGCAGCAGGAGGCGCAGACGCCAACGCUGACCGUGCUUUCCACGCCCUACUCGCCCACAGUGAGCAGCUCGCGGGCGACUCCCGCGCUGGAGAUGGACAUGGCCACGCUGAUGCAGCACCAGCAGGACUAUGAGAUGGAGCAGUACCAGAUGCAGCACCAGCAGUUGGAGCAGCUGCAGCAGCACCAGCAGCAGCUGGACCACCAGCAGCAGCAACAGAUCCUGGCGGAUCAGACCCAGUCGAUGGUCCAGCAGCCGCUGGCCAAGAAGCGGCGUGGCGGCAACGCAACACCAUCGACGACGAAGCGACGGCGGAACAGCAGCGUCGGAUCGACGUCGCCGCACUCGACCACCCUGCCCUCGGGACGGAUCAAGUGUCUGGAGUGCGACAAGGAGUUCACCAAGAACUGCUACCUCACGCAGCACAACAAGAGCUUCCACUCCGCAUCCAGGAGGCAGAGCAAAUCGCAUCCAUCUAUGUACCCAGCGAACGCCCAGCGACGGAUCAAAAUUUAAGCGAAUUGAAUUAUUUCGGACAAGCCGCGAACUCGGCGCUUUGGCAAGGACACCAAGGAAGGAAGGAUACCCGUAAAUUUGAGCGGUGUAUGAUGGACUAACCACAUGCACUCCAAGCAAACCAACCAACCAACCCCUCUCGAUCAUCAUCAUCAUCAACUGCACAAAGGAUUCCAGGAUCUAUAGAUCUACAUGAACGUUUUUUGUUUGAUUGUUUUUGUAUUCUUAGUGCAAUCAACUAGUUUCUGGUCGAGAGAAAGACGAACCCAAGAAGCCCCACGAACGAAAUCGAAUCUCCUUAGCGUAAAUUUAGCAUAUGUAACUCUUUGUGUAUCCAAGGAUCUAAGUAGCCAGCCAAAUAGCUGCACCAAUCCGGGCAUUAUCUCGCGUACUUUUAGCCCACUCACCCAACGCUCCUAGCCACAAAUCCACACACAAAUGCAAUUGCAACCAUUAAACUGUACAUACAAAGGAUCAAGGACUAAAACUUAGAUGGGCAGGAUUGAGAAGAUGCAGCAGAAGAACAUUGUCUCCUAUAUCAACAUUGUGCAUAUCAUUUAUUGGGCAAACGACAAAAAAAAGAAACAAUAAUUAAACUUAAAUAGCAAAAGGUUAAAAGCAGCAGGGGCAAUACUUUUAGUUGAAAUUGAUUUGAGUUGAAUUGAAUUGAAUCGAAGUGAAUUGGCUCGCCUUGCGAAACGCAUUUCAUCCGUCAGUUGGGAGUGUCUACUGUGCAAUAUAAAACUAACAGAUGUAUUCUUUUUUUUUUUUUUUGUAUCGAAAUGUUAAGGACAAAAACUAGCGAUAGCAAAGAACCACAAAGGAUUACCUCGGCAGAACCGCUCAGAAAGUAAUAGAAAUCUACCUCGUUAGCAAUAAAACAAUGAUCGAUUGAAGAUCGGAUCGGCAGGAAUUUUUUAGUUUUAGUUAUAGUUUUAGUUUGAGAAGGCGAACGAAUCGAAGAAAAUGUCAACUAAUUAUACGUAAAGCUAAAACAAAUAACUUUAAAUGUAAUUGUUUAUAUGCUAUUUAUACACACACCUAUACAAUAUGUAUGUAUAUCCUGUACGAAGGAUACUUCUAGGCUUAAUGGCAUUCGCUCGCCGCCCUGCCACGCCCCCUGCGCCACCCAUCCCCCCCCCCCUCGAGUUGCGCGGCAUUGUCAUCAGUUUAAAUUUGAAUCUUUACAGUUUGGCCAGCUACCGUGAAUUUGUUGCUCAUAUGACAAACGCAACGGACACGCCCCCCGGGGGGCGGUGGCGCAAGGUGGGCGGGCGGUGACCACACCCACAACCACAUUUAUACCCUGCCCCAAUCAUCUCAACAACGAAAAUCCCAUUGAGAACUAGAGAGUGGCAGCGAAGCAAGUGAUUUCGAUGGUCCUGCAAGCAAUUAUAAUUAUGAUGCAACAAUUGGAGCUUGUCCGCUCUAUUUACAUACAUAGAUAUAUGUAUGUACAUAUAUACAUACCAUAAAUAUGUACAUGCAUGCUACUGAAAAGGAUUCAUCAGAAUACGGUCGAUUGAAAGAGUAUCCUUGCAGGACUAUUACAUUUUUCGGAACACCGAAUCUAUCUUAUUCCACCCCUCGUUUGUGUUUGCAACUACAUAUGUGCAAACUUUAGAUCUAUUUUAUUUUUUUUUCUUGAUGCAGAACACCUAAGCAAUACUUGAUGCAGGCGAAAACCCCUUUGGUUCUGAUUAUGACCCUUGACCCUUUCGGUCUGAGCCAAAUGCAAUUUCUUCAGGGAAAAACCGAAGCGAGAGAAAGUAAACAUAUUUAAAUUAUGUAGCAACUACAUGUUAAAUUUUAGCAAUUAAUUAUUGAACAAAAGGGAGCACAAAAAAAAACCGUAACAAAAGCAACCUACAAAUUAUACACACACACACACAUACGAAUAUGAUGAUCGGGUAUAUGUAUAUUUAAAGGAUAAAAGAAAAGAAUUUCCCACAUGUGAGUGUCGUAGUAAUGCCAAAAUAAAAAAAGAAGGAAAAACACUUUAAUUAUAUUCAAUAAUUCGACAAGGAACCGUGUACCUCUACUAACGCUCCACCAAAAAUAGGAAAAGCACACAGAUAAUGGUUUAAAAAUAUCGAAAUCAUUGUCGAUUGCAAACAAUGAUUUUGGGUAUAUGUUGUGUGUGUGCGUGCAUUGGUAUUUGUACAUUUUUACAGACUUACUAUAUGGCCACAAAAACAAAACCGAACAAGAAACAAGUAACCUCAAGAGAACCCAUCUCGUAUCAGGAAUUUUAACAAAGAUUUUAUAUUAUAAAAGUUAGGAAAACUCAGUGUUGAAAAGUCAGUCUAAAUAUAUAUAUAUAUAUAUAUAUAUGAAUAUGUAUAUGUAUGUGUGUUCUUUAAUAAGCACAUCUCAAUGUACCCAAAAUGAAUUUAUAUAAAUUUUCACCCGUUAUGCAUCCCUAAAAUACACCUGUACAUACAUCUAUGUGUACAUCCAUGUAAACGAAGGGGUCCCCUCCCCUACGCCUCACCACCCCCCUCACAUUGAAAAUUGUCAAGCCAAAAAAAAAGAAACCAAAAGGUAUUUAAAGCAAAGUAAUGCAAAACUUUCACACGACACACGAAAAAUGAAUUUUUUUGAACCGAAAUAAAGAAUGUAAACUACA